AUGUUAGCCCUUCUUAAUCGCAUCCUGGACUGGUUCAAAAGUCUCUUCUGGAAGGAGGAAAUGGAGCUAACACUCGUCGGUUUGCAGUAUUCCGGCAAGACAACCUUUGUCAACGUAAUCGCCUCAGGACAGUUCUGUGAGGACAUGAUUCCAACCGUUGGCUUCAACAUGCGGAAAGUAACGAAGGGCAACGUCACGAUUAAGGUGUGGGACAUCGGCGGCCAACCACGUUUCCGGUCAAUGUGGGAACGGUACUGUCGGGGUGUGAAUGCAAUUGUGUAUAUGGUGGAUGCAGCGGAUUUGGAUAAAAUGGAAGCAUCGCGCAAUGAGCUGCACUCUCUGCUGGAUAAACCGCAGCUAGCCGGCAUUCCUGUGUUAGUGCUUGGUAACAAGCGGGACAUUCCCGGCGCACUGGAAGAGACUGGGCUAAUCGAUAGAAUGAAUUUGUCUAGCAUACAAGAUCGGGAGAUCUGUUGUUAUAGUAUUUCUUGCAAAGAAAAGGAUAACAUCGACAUCACCUUGCAGUGGUUAAUCGCCCACUCGAAGAGCCAAAGUCGUUAA
Messenger RNA from Anopheles marshallii, 561 nucleotides. RefSeq names its product ADP-ribosylation factor-like protein 8 (gene Arl8). Gene Ontology annotation, cellular component: lysosomal membrane. Gene Ontology annotation, molecular function: GTPase activity; GTP binding. The transcript is spliced from 4 exons. The coding region runs from base 1 to 561 and encodes 186 amino acids. Lineage: Eukaryota; Metazoa; Arthropoda; Insecta; Diptera; Culicidae. The record is from RefSeq and is a predicted model, not a curated record. Gene Ontology annotation, biological process: protein transport; anterograde axonal transport.